Mizuhopecten yessoensis (Yesso scallop) is the source of this 4697-nucleotide messenger RNA. Its product is annotated as zinc finger protein 782-like. The transcript is spliced from 2 exons. The record is from RefSeq and is a predicted model, not a curated record. NCBI's taxonomy places the organism in Eukaryota, Metazoa, Mollusca, Bivalvia, Pectinida, Pectinidae. The coding region runs from base 138 to 2555 and encodes 805 amino acids.
AGUGUGGAGUUAUUUGCCCUUUGAACGCAGCAUAGACCGCCAUUUUUCUUGAUAGAAUAUCCAUGGACAAAUGAGAUUUUCCAGUUCUUUUAGCAUUUUAUUGUGGUGAGAUCGACUGCUAAAGGUCAGGAGGGAUCAUGGCUGCUGAAAAAUCAGAGAUUCCGACAGUGGUGGAGAUGGAAGGGGAGAUGUUGAGCGAGUCCCAGAUAAUCCUGGAACAAGUUGACGGGUCAGAGGUCACAGAGACACAAGCUGCAGGGGGCAUCAUUAACAUCACCAAUGAUGAGACUGGCAACAUUAUCAUGCAGAUCCAGGAUGGUACCGCCACAUCCUCAGACGAUCAGGCCAUGAUGACGACCUACAACAUCAACGAAGUGCAGGCAGGGGAAAAUAUGAUGGAAUUCGCUCAGGCCCUCAGCGAGCUCCAGGCAAGUGAACAUCUUUUGGAAUUCGCAAACACGGCUCAUGAACAACAGGGGAAGAUCGUCAUCAACAUGCAAGGUGAAGAACAGCAGAUUCCCAGCACAGUCAAAGACAUCCAGUCUGAGGUACAGAUGAUACAGAUCCCAUCACUGAAUGUUGAUAAACAGAAGACUGUAGCCAUCCCAAGCACAGUGAUGGAUAUACAGGGAGAGUCGGAGGGUGUCACACAGAUGCCUGUCAUCAUCACCGACCACAAGGGAGAUAAACAGGUGGUGGAAGUCGUACAACCGAAAACAGAGCGGCUGGUGGAGACUGUCCAGAUACAUGCCACACAGACAGCAGAGGAAGAGAUUGUCACUGAUGGAACCAAUGUACUACAGGGCAUCAGCUUACAGCACUUGGAGGAGGCAUUAAGUGACAAACAGAUCAUUAUAGACGGUCUACCACCAAAUAACUAUCAAAAUCUCCGUUCUGAGAUUCUGGAGGAUGGUACCAUCCAGCUGUACAUGGUGGAGGAUUCAAAUAAGGAGGGAAGUGACCAGAACAUGGCUUCCUUGGAGGAUGGGACUUUUUACAUCCAUGAGAGGCCAGACAAACGUGACUCCAGUAUGCAGACCGCCAUGAUGUCCAUCAAGGCCAAGCAAUACCGAGAUGUGGCUACACAGAUCACAUGCUUCCCCAAGUUUACCAGACAGGGACUGUAUGAUGUGGCCAUCCAGGUGAGCAGCAAGGACAUCCGUCGUAAUCCACUCAGAAUAUCUGCCAGCAAACACCUCCCAAAUGGCACCAAGAUCAUCCAAAACAACAUCAAGACUCAGAAUGAGAGCACAGUGGUACUUAAUGCAGGUGAUGCAUCUCAACUCAUCUUCCAUAAAUGUAACAUCUGUGGUAAGGUGUACAAGAACAAGCUUAACUGGACAAACCACAUCCGAUGCCACUCAGGAGAGAAAGUUUACAUGUGCUGUCAUUGUGGUAAGGUUUACCAGAAGGGCAGUCUCGCCUCGCAUCUCCGCACCCACUCAGAACUCCGACAGAUUGCAGUAUUUGAGAACCUACCUGAUGAUAUGAAGAGAAAAAACCACAAGUCUAUUCCUGGUCUUAAAUUCCCUAAUCAGGAAGCUUCCAUCAUCGAGCUGACUAUUGCAGAUGUUACGACAGAAAUUGACGAAAGUUUGUUCCCACCCCCUGCUGCUGUUCCAGCUAUGCCUGGUUCAGACUUACAGCAGCUUUCCCCAUCAGAGGAAGUAUAUGCAGAUUCUGACAUCCCUGCCAAGAUGGAGGUAGAGGCUGAGGCAGAGAUUCAGGAGGGCACAGCUAAAACUAAGUAUAUCUACAAGUGUAACAUCUGUGGUAAAGAAUACAACAACAAGAGCAACUGUCACCGUCAUCUCAAGUCGCACACCAUGGACAAGAACUACAAGUGUGGCUACUGUGGCAAGGCCUUCACACAUAGGUAUGAGGUACGCAUGCACUGCCGCAUACACACAGGAGAAAAACCAUUCCGCUGUCCAAUUUGUACGCGUGGUUUCAACGAAAGCGGUAACCUUCGACGUCACAUGAAGAUCCACGUCAGCGAUGACUCUCCAUAUAAAUGUGGUGUAUGUUUCAAGGGAUUUGAUCACAUUGUGCGACUGAAUGCCCAUGCUAAGGUCCACACAGGGGACAUUGUGUGUGAUACAUGCAAUCGUAAAUUUAGUAAGAUUUCUGACCUGUACCGCCACAUUAAAAUACACACAGGAGACCGCCCCUUCAAGUGCGAGUUCUGUGAUAAGACAUUCUGUCAAAAAGUCAACCUACAGUCCCACAUGCGCACACACACAGGAAUGAAGGCGUUCCGCUGCAAGUACUGUGGCCUGGGCUUCAGUCGUAAGACCAUCUUGCAGGCCCAUGAGAAAACUCAUGAAGAGGGUGAAGAUGAUGAAGGGACAGUGGAGCGGGCAGCGGUUAGAAUCAGCAAGGACCAGGUAGAGGUGCUAGAAGCUGAGGUGAUAGAACAUAUGGACGAGGAAGAAGAGGAAGUUGUGGAGGAAUGUAUAGAGAUCAUCACAGCAGAGGAUAUUGUUGAGGAGGUGCUAGAGGAAGGAGAGGAGGUGGGGGAACCGUCUGAGGACAAGGGUACACAGAUGGGAUGAGAAGUUGAUCAGGACAGACAGAUAUAGACUGAUAUGGCUAUAGUAAAUAAGAUUAUGUGGAGAAGCACAGAAUAAUUGAGACAGUUUGCAGUAGCUGAAGGAGAAAUGAAGAGGGUGUAGGCUAGAUGGGCGAUUAGGGCCAACAGGCUGCUGUUCAUGUAGUGAGAGUGAUAUAGAGCUCACUGACAUUGAAAGAAUUUUUUUUUAAGAGAAUGUUUGAAGUAGCAACAUUUUAUAUAGGUAAUACAAAUGAUGUACAUGCAGUAUAAUAUAUGUGAGACAGAAAGGCAAUGUACAUGUAUAUUUAUGAUCAGGAGGGACAGGAUCAGGGUUAGGGUUCAGGGUAGUGUUAGGGUGAGGGGUGAGGGGGAGACAAUCAACAGGUACACAUGUAGUUAGGUUUGGGGUCACCAUAGGGGAGUAAAACCAGAAUCUUAAGAACCAUAAUUUGAGACAGAUUGUGUGUUGACUUCUGGGCUUAAACUUAUUGGAGGUUAAAUACAGUGGUGGACCCAUGAGGCCUUAGAAUCGCAAAGCGUCUUAACUUUAUAAACCUUCUUGAUUCCCAAAAUAAUUUUCAAUUUUGAGAGCUAUAUUUCAUCAAUUGUAGUAGAAAAAUAUUUAUGUUAAAAAAAAAUCUUUUUGACUUGAAGCAACUGAUGAAUAGCAGAAAAUCUUACUAUAGAAUAUAUGAGAGGAAAUGUGAGGUUUGGAAGUUUGGAAGAUUAUUAGAGUUUAAUUAGAAGUUUUGUGAUACCUGGACCUGAUGUCCAAAGUUAAGUGGAAAUUUAUGACCUACCUGCAGUAGAAACCUAGUGUAGGUCACAUGUAAUAAUGGUGUAAUGAAUUUUAAGUUACAGUGUACCUGAUAUCACUAUCACUAACAUAUUCGUGACUGCAUGCCUCCAGUUUGAGUUUAGAGGCACUCAAAAUGAUUGAUCUUAGGGCUUGAACCGCAGUAUAAUGCAAAGUUACAUAUUCAAUCUAACAUCAUACAAUAAGCUAUCUGUAGUUCUCCACAUAAUCAUCAACCUCCAUACUCUAGGGGUUGCGCUCCCUUGUGCUCUGUGCAGAAAGUGAAAGUAAGCGCAACCCCUCGAGUAUCAAGGAUACAAUAUCAUUAAGGUAAUAUAUUUAUGUACAAUUCUUUUAAUGUUUGUAUUUUUGCAGUUAAUGUUUUUGCAGGUAAUUUUUAACUCACCAUGCUCAUUGUUCUGCAGGGUGUGGCACAGAUCCCCACUCCACAGUCUGUACAUGUGUAUUUUGAAAUUGUAUAUACUGUGCUGAUUUGUCCCAUAGACUUGCUCAGUAUAGAUAUUGUUGAUUUGUUAUAAGGUUUGCUAUUUGUAUAUAUGGAAUGUAGUAUAUUUUUGUUUUGGAGUUUGUUAUAAGUAUUGCGUUGUUGCUUUUUGCUGAAUGUUUGAAAUGGUUUUUCAAUUAAUGCACAAUGAAAUUAUAUCUUUCAUCCAAGUAGAGUGUAAGUGAGUUAAAGUGUGUAUAUAAUUUUCUGGACAAAUACCCAAAAAUUAAUACCAAAAUUGUUAAGUAAAUCAUACAUCUUGGGGCAUCUCAAAGUAACUUUUAAAACACUGUACUUGAUUAAGCAGAUUCCUCUGUGUUUCUGAUUAGUUUAACAAUAUUGAUCUAUUCUUUUACAAAAUAGUUCGUAACACCUAGUUCUGAAAAUGGACGAACCACACCUGUUUCUGUAAUGUAUUAUAUAAUAGAGAGAAGCCGCUGAAGCAUGUUCACCAGUACUAGUCGAGACCACAGCAUUCCACUAGGUACAUCAGGAGUGUGUCAAGUUGUAUUCCUACAAUAAAUGUUGAUAUUAAUUUAUUCUUAUGUAUUUUUUACUUUAUUUGACGUCAUGAUCCAAAUGGAAUUGGUUGUUUUAAGGUAUGUUUUUGUAUAUAAAAUGGGUUCAAUUUUAUUUUGCUUCUGUUGAAUCUCACGGAGUGGAAGACUUAUCCUAUUAAGAUAUAGCCACAUAGUUAAUUGCUUGGUAGUAAUUAUUGUAAUUAUCGUAUUGUCAGUUGUUUGGAUAUUGUCUUUAGUAAAUCACAAAGAGACUUGAUAAUCCUUGUACAGGAUGUAUGAUUGGACCUCCCCUGAUAUGUAGGGAGUGGUAUUUCGUAUUAA